AAACGAAACGUGCUCGGAAAAGAAAAUGGCGGGUGCUGGAGCAGAAUAUUUGGCUUCGAUUUUUGGUACAGAAAAGGACAAGUAUGUGAUUUAUAAGGAUUACUUUGCCAAAUUUUGAAUCAUCAGUACUUCGAUUGUUAAGUUAUAGAAUUUUAUUUUGAAUUAUGCUUUCUAGUUGUAUAAAUUUAUAUAAUAGCAUCACCACUCGCUACUGACUUACUCUUCAACUCUUGCAGUCUUGCUGACAAAUGACAAUGUAGUAUCAUAGUUUUAAUACACAGCAGUAGGAGUAUUGUAUGUAUAUAUGAAUACUGUUUUAAAAUAUCUAUAAAUAUGUCUAGAAAGAUAAAUUUGGGGUAGAUCUGAAGAUCUCUGAGUAUUAAACAUUGCGAGCAAUAUAAAGAAAAAAGGUGUUUGAAAUAUCUAGUUUAUAUCGGUUUAUAUUUCAUGUUUUCAUAAAAAACAGUACUGCUCCUAUCAAUCCCAUACCGAAAUACCAAAAACCUAUAUCAAAAUAAAAAUACUGAUAAUGUUGAUAUUUGAUAUUUUGGCGUUUUGUUACCCCUAGUAGUUUACCCAGUUUCAGUGGUGUAUUAAACUUAACCCUGAAUGGAAAGUUUGGAAAUUGUGUGUCCGAGAUUAUGAAAAUUUAAUAGUAAAUACAUUGGGACAUCAAAACUGCGCAGCCAAGAUCUCGGCUGUGCGUUGCAAACUUUCCAGACUGGAACUUAACUAUUAGGCCGAUGGAAUUAAGGUAUCAGUUUACCGUCACCUAAAAUUUCUCAAAUUUUGAGUUAAAAAUUCAAAUUUCGACCGAAAAAAUCCAAGAAAAUUUUGACGAUUCUUGAACUUUUUGCCAGCUUCCGAGCUGUCAGUUAUGUCUUUGACUCUGUUUAGCCGUGGCUUUGCCAACUGUAUAAAUAAAGUCAGUAUUUGCCCAAAUAUACAACAGAAAGCCAUUUUUGAAACACUUGCUGUACAAAUCACUACACUUUGAAAAUGUCAAAGAAGCGGGAGGUUUAUAUUUUAUAUUUAUACAAUUUAUAUGUCCAUUGUCAAUAAAUAAAAAAUAAUUCCUAACAUUUAAUAUUUCUGUGUGAUUUCCGAAGUGAAGUGUCACAAACCGAAAUAAGCAUAUUUAAUUACAUUACACAUUUCUGUCAUCUCCAAUGUAUGUCCACGAACAAUGAUUGAACUGAACCCUAGAACUGAAUGCUUUCCUUUAAAAUGCAAUGAAAUUUCUUUCAAGGUUCUGUUUGUUUGAAAUUGGCAGUUUAAAAUGGCACUAAAAACCACAGAAUAAAAAAUUAAUGUGGCGCUCGGGUGUGCAUAUAAGAGUCUACUUUGUUUAUUAUUAUGACAAGGUUCAGUUAGCAAGAUUCUUAAUGGAAAUUUAUUACAAUGUUUACUAAAGUAUGAAUAUUUCACAAAUUACAUGCAAAAACAAUAAAAAAUCUACAUAAUUUCAAACACUGGUAAUUUUAAUAGUUUUGUUUGUGGAAACACCACGUAAAUUUAUUACUGCAAAGCUUUCGAUCCGUAAGCCCGGAUCUUCAUCAGUGCUUCUUCAUCUUCUCAUAUUAUUAGCACUGAUGAAGAUCCGGGCUUAUGGUUCAAAAGCUUUGCAGUAAUAAGUUUACGUGGUGUUUCCACAAACAAAACUAUUAUAUAUUUUUUAUCACCAUGCAAACAUACAAAGAACUUAUUACUGGUAAUUUUACUAUGUUCUCCCAAAGUUUUAACUUCAAAAGUUUAUUCUAAGGAUGUUAAGAAUAAUAAGAAAGCGAAUUCUUUUCGGGUUUUUUGACAACAUUUUGUCAAAACUAUGCAGGGGUCACCUACCUUGUGGUGAUGUCAUAUUUUUAAAAUCUUGAAGUGUCAAUUGGCUGUUGUGCAUGGCGUUUCAUAAUGGAAUCGCUUUUUUAACAUCCUUAGAAUGAACUUUUGAAGUUAAAACAUUCAGAGAACGUAGUACCGGUACAAUACAAAUGAAAAAAAUGUUAUUACAGUUAACACCACAAACAAGGUUUACAAAGUGUAGGAUUCAAGCAUGCUGAGAAUAAAAUUGUUAGUUUAAUAUAAUGUUAGAACAUAUGAAUAAAUAAUUUGAAAUUUUAAAGUUUCUUUUGGAACGUUCAAUGUCUGAUGCGAUGGAAAUGGGAGUUUUCUUCCACAUACAGUACAACUGCCUCGCACACAAAAGACUUGUGCAUGAAGGUGGGUGAAGGCAAUCUUCUUCAGCAACCAGGUCAUGACAGUAGAAGGCUGGAAGUGUUUUUUUUCACAGCAAUCUGAUCUACCAAGGUUGUUAAAAAAUGCUGUGUUUCCCCGCUGCAACCUUCAAAUGCGCUGAAUACCCAGGGCCUUGCAAUUUGCCCCCAGUUAAAGGGGCCCUAAAAUUUGUAAAAGAGGAUCCACAAAAGCUGAAUUAAAAAAAAUUUAUUUGGAACGUUUUUUAUAUAAAUAAUGGUAUGAGAAAAAGAUUUUAAGACCUUAAUUUUACUGGUAUAUUACCCGUGUUUUUGCAGGUAUUUGUCUGGAAAAAUGUUUUUGAACCGUAAUUUAAGUGGUGUUUGUCCAUAAAAACUUUUGAACCUUUUCUUUUUCUGCCUUCUUGAGGGGGAGGGUUAAAGUCUAUUUAGACUGGCAAUAGUAAAAUGUACUAGGAUGUCCAAAUGGAGAGGUAGGUUAACUUCCAAUUUCCUCUGUGGGGCAGGCCUGGAUGUUUUCUGAAAUGACCCAAUCCAAUCGAAUUAUCAGAUGUGAAACUUGUCUCAUACCGGUAGUGGAUUUAUAUCAGGCACAUUUUCUGUCCAAUUUUCUGUCAUCAAACGCCCAUUUACACUACGCUCAAUUUUUGGUAUGGCACGGAGAAAAUUGGUACCCGUACCACUUUUUUGGUUCUUGGACUACCUAUUUAGCUAAGCCCCGUUUACACUACGCUCAAUUUUUGGUACCGUACCACUUUUUGGUUCUUGGACCACCUAAAUAGGUAGUCCAAGAACCAAAAAAGUGGUACGGGUACCAAUUUUAUCUGUGCCGUACCAAAAAUUAAGCGUAGUGUAAACGGGGCUUAUGUCUAUUGCAAAAAUGUGGCUAAAUUGAUUCUGGUUUUAGGGUCAACUGCUCAUUUUACUUCAAGAUAGGAGCAUGUCGUCACGGUGACAGAUGUUCCCGUAUACACAACAAGCCAACAUUUAGUCAGGUAUUCAUUUAAUUGAUUGUAUAAUAUAGGGCCUUACCUUACAAAAAUAUCCUGUACUGUAGUUCUGGUUUUCCAACAGAGUCACAAAUUGUUUCUGUCAUGCAGUUGUCUGCUUACCUGCCGAGCUUGGGUGGUUUCCGCAGGCUUCUUGCUUCAUAACACAAUGUAUUGCCAAAGUAUAGCAUUGUUGUAAUAGUUAUUUAUGAACAUUGGUUUAUACACAGGGGGCCCCACUAUGAGUUAUGAUUGAAAUAAUAUUGUAUUUAUUUUUAAAAACCUACUUGAAUCCCUUGAUAAUCGAUUAUUUCUUCUCUCGAAAUUCUGUAAACAUUUUAAACUGCUUGAAUCAUUAUACUAUCACUCUACAUGAAGUAUAGGUGAUCGCUGACAAGUAAGAACGUGGGCGCGGAAAGACGAAGGCGGCAAAAUUAAAGAAGGAAGAUCUUCCUUCUUUCGCCGCCUUCGUUUUUUCGCGCCCGCGGUCCUUACUUGUCAGCGAUCAUCUAUACUUCAUGAAACGUCAUGUAGAGUGAUAGUAUAAUGACUCCAAGCAGUUUAAAAUGUUUACAGAAUUUCGAGAGAAGAAAUAAUCGAUUAUCAACGGAUUCAAGUAGGUUUUUAAAAAUAAAUACAAUAUUAUUUCAAUCAUAACUCAUAGUGGGGCUCCCUGUGGUUUAUAUUGAGAUGUUUAUGUGUUGUAGCAAUGCAAGGAAAAACCCUUAAAAACCUGAAACUAGAACCACAGGGUAUUUUAGUUGGGCUUAAUUUAAAGCAAUCCUUUCUAACACAAAUUAAGGUGAGCACCAAUUAAUUUGCUCAUAUGAAAGGUAGUGAUGCUUGAAUUCUGCCUGUUCCGAAUUGUAACGUGUUCCCUAUUGUGUACUUUUGUGAUGAAAGGAUGUGUAAAAGGUAGAGAUUCAAUAUGGUUGAAAUUCGCUCAAAAUAUUCACAAAAUGUGCAACGAAAUGGCCACCAUUUUGUCAGUGUUUCCAUUUUGCUAAAUCGAAAGGUUCUGUGAAAUCUCUUAAAAUCUCUAUGAAAAGAAUUUGUGAACCGAUUUUUAUCUCUAUUUUGUAUAUACUGUACACCCUGUCUGGAAAGCUAGGAUUGUACUGUUUAUGGAACUAAAUACAUGUGUUUUGUGUGCUAAUCUGUUUUGGCCUGCCAAAAUUUGUCAGCUGGGAAAGACAUUAAUUCCAAGAUUGUGUCUGCUGAACAGGGCUUUUAAUAGAUUCCAGCUAUACGAACGAAAUCCAAUACCAUACUGCCAUAACUGGAAAGAGUAUCUUAAAAUUGAGUAAAAUUGCAAAGUUUGGUUGCGAAUUGUUGUAAAAUGAGGAAAAUAUAGCCCUGUGAAGUUCGCAAAUCUUGUAUAUAUAUUUGCAUUACGCGCGGGAAAAAUAAGCGCGCGUAAUACAUAGGGAUGAGCCGAUAAGGAAAAUUGCCGAUUACUGAGGCCGAUUAUUUAUAAGCCGAUUAUUGUAACUAAUCGGCUGAUUAAUCGGUACCCACCGAUUAUUUUAAAAAGCAAGCGAAAAAUCACAAGACGACCAACAAUGAAGUUGUAAAUGCGGUUUUAUUGGGGUUUUUUUAUUUACUGAUAUUGAUUUACAAUUAAAAACAGCUUCAUUCUUUUAUAGUCAAUAGUCAAAGUUUAGUUUUGGCAGAUUAUGGUGUAAAAACAAGGCACUGUCAGCUACGCGGAGCUAGUCUGCUGCGUUUUUUUAGUGGAAAUGUUCCCAGCUUCACUUGCUUGAGACAAAAGACACAGGUUUUGCAACAAAAUGUGAAAAUCUAUUCGCUUGUAUUCAGUAUUUUAGCAUGUGAUUGGCAGCUGCAGAAAAAGUCUUAUGGCCGAUUAUUUGCCAAUUAUCAGGCAAUAAUCGGCCGAUUACCGAUUAUCUAAAAAACGGCCGAUUAAUCGGCUUUGCCGAUUAUUUACCGAUUAAUCGGCUCAUCCCUAGUAAUACAAAUAUAUACAAAAUUUGCGAACUUCACAAGGCUAUAUUUUCUUCAUUUUACAAGAUGUCGCAACCAAACUUUGCAGCUUUACUCAUUCUAAGAUGCUCUUUCUAGCUGUGGUGUUGGAUUUCGUCCUUCUUGCCUAAAUCAAAAUUUAGUCUAUAACUGGAAUCACCCAUUAAUGGAACCUUUACAUUUUCCUUUAAAUUUUCUUUUAGACUGUUCUUCUACAGAACUUGUAUCAAAGCCCUCAAAGUGCAGCUCAAGUAACAGAUGGUUCAGGUACUAGAAAUUAGGGUUUACUUGUAGGGGGCCAUUUUUGCACUGCAGCGAAGCUGGCACAACACUACACACUCGCGGUGGAUUAGCAUGCAAAUCAGGCGUUUUGGGUGAGCUGGCUGAAUAAACACCUGCAGCCAUCCCAUUGAUAAAAAAAUGUGUUUGGAUUAGGCUACUGUAAUUAACACUGCUUAUUUACUUCUGGUAAUCACUGAUCGCAUUAUUGUUGAAUUUCGUAUUGUGUGCCAAAAUGUCAACACCUCAAAUACUUCGAAACUUCUUUCUCCCAACCUUUAGCAAAGUUCUAAUGUUCUGUGAUUACUUUUGAGAUUAGAUUUGUUGGCACUUGAGAGACUGUAAAACUCUCUGCAUUGACAUCAAUUGCUGGAAGUGGUCGAAAUUUACAUUUGCUUCUAUCAUAUAACCGGAAUUGUAGAUUUUGAAAUUUACUAUUCCGUCUGAAGAUCCACUAUUCUUUUCUAUUCUUUUAUGUCUCUGAGAACCUGUUCACAGGCGUGUGUCUCUGCAUGACAAUAGAGACCUUAAGAUUGACGUUUACGGCAAACGUCAAACCGCUAGCGAGGUUUUUGAUUUUACAACUCUAUUAUAAUAGCUUUUACACCAGUUUUGUAAUAUGUUAAACUUAUUAAACUUGUGCUCUUUAGCAAUGAUUUAAGAAAGCAAAUUAACCACUAGUCAUGCCAUUCACCAAAGCAGUAAAUUAAGAUUUGGCGUUUGAAGUUGACGUUUGGCGUAUAGAUUUCAUGCUUGAACUGCUACGAGGGCUUGUAAUCGUUAAAGCAUGAAAUUUAUACGCCAAACGUCAACUUCAAACGCCAAAUCUUAAUUUACUGCUUUGGUGAAUGGCAUGACUAGUGGUUAAUUUGCUUUCUUAAAUCAUUACUAAAGAGCACAAGUUUAAUAAGUUUAACAUAUUUCAAAACUGGUGUAAAAGCUAUAAUAAUAGAGUUGUAAAAUAAACAUUUCGCUAGCGGUUUGACGUUUGCCGUAAACGUCGAUCUUAAGGUCUCUAAUUGCGACAAAAGCCGAAAGACCUCUGAAGAUCAGCAAACAAACAUAGCAACACUGUAUUUUAUGCAACAAGAAUCUAUCAAAUGCACGUGCAAAUACUCGACUACAAAAUCAACAGUUGUAACAGUAAAAUUAUCCUCAAUAUUAACGUACAUACUAGUGAUAUUAUAAAUUGAUAACCACAAUUCAGUUUUCUACAGUACUAACGGAAUACAGACAUCACGAAGCUUAGUAGUUUACUAUUCCAGGGCUCAAAAUAACGGGAGCUACAGUAGGUCUCCGGUCAAAAUGACUGGUCAACUUGAUUUUAGCUCGGUCAAAAUCUGUUUUUGACCGGUCAUUGAUACGCUUACACUAACAGUGAAACAAACUUGUUUCGAUACAUCGUAGUUCAUGUUUUCAUUCAAGACGUCAGCAAUCACAUUGGAAGGCAUGAAAAUGUGGCCGGUCAAAAAGUGACCGGUCAAGAGGCACUUUGGCCGGUCAUUGUUCGUUGACCCGCCGUUAUUUUGAGCCCUGCUAUUCCAUCAGGCAUUCUACUAUAUAUGGAAUGACGGAAUAUGCUGAAAUUCAACGACCAAUACAAUAGAUAUGUAGAAGCAUACCCUGUGUAGUAUUUAUAACUAUAUUUACGUGUAUUUUUUACCGUUUUGUGCUUAAAAUUGACAAGAAAAAUGAUCGUGUUGCCGUGACUCAUAUGAUGCGAGUAACCUGAGCAUGCAUUCAGUUUUGGCGUAAUUCCGAAUAGUUCAGGUUGAAACAAUGUUUGGAAAACAAAGGCGAGGGGUUGCUGUAUGCAUGUAUUUCUAGUGGUACUUCUAACAAAUUCCUGGCGCAAAUGUUCUACCGUUUCUCACAUGAAAAAUUUUGCUAUAACUUGAUAACAAGUAAUUUUAGAAAAAAAUACAGACAUUUUAGACCUUUCUAUUACAUGCUCUUUGUACUUCGUUGUUCAUACCUUUGGUGGAUGUUAUUUUGUUUUGCAUGAAAAGUUGAAAACAAAAUUUUCCUGAACAGAGAUUCUGUUAAUACAACACCAUUCUUGGUCUGUAGCGAUUUGUCUCGUCCUUGAGUUGUUUUCAAUUGGCACUUUCGUACGAACCAUUGUCCUCAUUUUGUUACGCUUGGGCAGCACCGAACUCUCCUUGUGGUUGCUCUGCUUACAGUAUGUAACAGCAGCAUCUCUAAUAACAGCAAGUUUUAGAUGCAUCUUGAACAGCUACCGAUUCUAGCCCAACUGCAUGGUGACAGCCGGCGAUCUUAGCAUAGAAUAAGUAUAGGUAACACCACAAAUAGGUAGCACCACUAUAAGUAUAGGUAACACCACAAAGUCAGAGUAACACCACAAAUAUCAUAUUCACCUGAGUACACUACACCAACACAGAAAAAAAAAAGUAUAGGUAAAUUACUUAUCAGUAAUAUACAUGAAAAGAUUAUGCAGUCACAUGCGUGCGUAUAGGUCACAUGCGUAAUAGUUAAUUUGUGCAGGUAAUAGAAAUGGUUUCGAGUGCAAUUUGGAUUUAACAUGCACGAGUGAGUUUUUCAAGGACAUCAAAACUGCAAGAGUCCGAAGGACGAAUGCAAUUUGAAGUCUUUGGAAAACUCACGAGUGUAUGUUUUUCCAAAUUGCACGAGAAACCAUACUAUUACUUAUCAGUAAUAUACAUGAAAAGAUUAUGCAGUCACAUGCGUGCGUAUAGGUCACAUGCGUAAUAGUUAAUUUGUGCAGGUAAUAGCAUGGUUUCGAGUGCAAUUUGGAUUUAACAUGCACGAGUGAGUUUUUCAAGGACCUCAAAAUAGCACGAGUCCGAAGAACGAGUGCUAUUUGAGGUCUUUGAAAAACUCACGAGUGCAUGUUUAUCCAAAUUUCACGAGAAACCAUGCUAUUACUUAUUAAUAAUUUGCAUAAAAAUGUUCGAGGCAAUUGUAGUUUUAACUUACGCGUUUAUAGCGAACAUUCCACUAGCAAAGUUUUCCUGGCUUUGUUAUAUCACAUUAUACAACGCUAACAGCUUGAAAAUUCCACUCAACUAUGUAAUUUUUGUUAGUUUUGUUUAAGGUAAAUGCAUGCUUUUCCAUUUAAAAAUAAAGAUAAAAGCCAUAUUUUCCACGCGAAGGCAACUUUUAGUUUGUGUAGCGGGGCGCCGUGUUUGUUUUGUUUUGAAGCAAUCUGUGACCGUUACUUCUUUAAAGUAAAUUGCUUUAAACUGACUGGUUGAUUUAAUCAUGACAAUGUUUUUCCACCAUGCAAUCAGAUCAGUUUGUUACAGAUUUUUGCACUGUGAUUACAGAAAAUUGCACUGUGAUUACAGAAAAUUGCACUGUGAUUACAGAAAAUUGCACUGCUGUUUGGGAUUAACUGCACUGAAAUCAACCAAUCACAGUCGAGUAAUAUCUUUAUGUAUAUUAUUAUUUAUAAUAUAGCCGUGUUGAUAUAACUCAAUGUCAACACGGAAACAUCGGAAAAUUUCUUUCUUUAUAUUCCUUUGUGCUAUAUUAUAAAGCAAAUAUAAAACUUUUUUACGUAUUGAUAUAUAGUUAUAUCAACAUUCGUGGAAAUUGGGAAAACUCGAAAUUGUGUUCUCGUUUUCCUAAUUCCCACUCGUGUUGAUAUAAUUGUAUAUCAACACGGAAAAUGUUUUAUAUUUGUUAAAUAAAUAAUUUUAAUAGAAAAUCUUAAAAACACCAGCCAUAUUUGUCACUUGUAAAUGUUUGGCUUUUUUGUAUUAUUUUCUGCUAGAAAUGGUUGUAUCUUAUUGUCAAUGAAAUUUGCACCGUAUUUCAUUUUUUGGCACUGUAUUUCGAAAAAAUUCCACUGCUCUUAGCCAAUCAGAAAUUCAGAAUUGAGGAAUUUUUCAUGCAUGUAUAUUAUUAUAUGAGCGUAAUAAGAAUGCGGUGUCUCGUGUAACACAUUGUAUUCAUGCAAUGUUGACAUAACUUUGCACAGAGUCUUGCCCUUACUACUUUUCGUGACCGUUAUGCCAUGGUAAUUGCCUGGUACAGUAUACAGUACUUUGGGUAAUUAUGGAAUAUCGCAUAAUGUUUGAAUUCAUUUCAGGAAGUGCUAUUUCAGAUGUAGAAGCCCAGGAGCACUAUGACAGAUUUUUUGAAGUAAGUCUAGGAACUCCAAGUAUUUGCAUAAUUCUAUUUUCAAAUUUCCAAACAUAGUAAUAUCAACAGUACAGACUAAAGUUUUGCAUGUUUACAGCAUUCAAUUUAACAAACCAUGCACAAAAAAACUGAUUGCCAAUUAAAACUGCGGUAAUUUAGAUUGUAUUUUUAUGGUAUUUAACAAAUGAAGUUCUUUCAUUUGUAGGACGUAUUUCUAGAGCUGGAAAAGGUAUGUGAAUAAAUAAAUGUAGAAUUUGAAUAAUGUGGUACAAUAUAGCCCAGGUAAAAUCCUGUGCAAUAGAGAUUUAAAAUAUCCAGCAGAGUUAGAUUUGACAGAAAGCGGGAUAAUAUGUAGCUUCAAUUUUGACACAAGAUAAUUUCGAUAAGGAUUUUCAAAGUGCUUUUGGAAUUUGUAAACAAGUAAAUUAUAUGACAAUCCAGUAUUGAGAAAGACAAAAUUUCACUUGAGACGUAAGAAAAUUUCCUAUUAAGAUAUCUUAAGAAAUAUCCUGGCAGCAGUGCUGCCGAAUACUCUCAGCUCUGGCUCUUGCGGAAAGUACCUGUACGUUACCUUAGCUAUAGACAGUAUUUUAUGUCGUGACUAAGAAUGGCUUUGCAUUGUAAUUAGUGCAACUCCCAUUGCCGAGGAAAAAGGCACAUUUCGUAGAGCAUUGGACUGGCAAACCAAAGGUCGUGGAUUCGAAUCCCACUGCUCUUGCCGUUUCAAGUGUCGUGCAUGGAGGUCCUUGAAACUCUUGAAAAGUGCUUAUACUGUAUAUUGAACAAUAAAUUUCAAGAGCACUUGGAAAGUCCUUGAAAAAUAAGAAGUUUAUUGAAAGUGCUUGAUAAUCAAUCAUAAAUAUGGAAAUGAGGAAAUGAGAAGUUGAUCAUGCAUAUUAAUCAUUGAAGGAUGAUCAUAUUAAUAUUUUACAGGGUGUCCAAGUCGCUGGGCAAAUCCGUGCCAUUUUCAAAUUUUUUUCCCAGUUCUAGGUCCUUGAAUUUACUGAAAGAGGGCCUUGAAAGUCCUGGAAAAGUCCUUGAAUUUCACCUUCACCAAAGGGUGGACACCCUGAUUUUAUUUUCCAAAAAAAAAUAUUCCAGGACUGGAAAGUCCUUGAAAAUCAGUAGAAGUCCUGGAAUUAAUUUCCUUAACCUCCAUCUGUGCUAACAUUAGUGAUUUUGAUUAAAAUUACUGAAUAAAGUGAAUUAGUUGCUGGGCAAAUCCGUGCCAUUUUCAAAAAAUUUCCCCAGUUCUAGGUCCUUGAAUUUACUGAAAAAGGGCCUUGAAAGUCCUGGACAAGUCCUUGAAUUUCACCUUCACCAAAGGGUGGACAUCCUGAUUUUAUUUUUCCCUUAAUGCUUGUGAAGAUCAGUCUCUGAAUCUAUGAAAACUAUGCUGGACUGUAUGUUAUUGCUUAAUUCCUUAAACAACUUAUGUAUAAACGAUCAUUAUUAGCUUAUCUGUGGAUUAUGUUCAGUUCGCCUGUCAUUAUUACAUGUAAUAAGUUUACAUGAAAAUAUUCAUUUUAAUCUCUUAAUUAAAUAGUGCUUGAAAUUUGAAAAGUCCUUAUAUAUAGUCUUAUUAGAAACUUGCACGCACCAUGAGUUAUGUUAUCUGCUUUAACACAAGAGUUUUCAUUUCACAUUGAACAUUUUUUUUAUAAAUGUGUAAAUGUUUUGUUUUAUUUUUGUUCAAAGUAUGGUGAAAUUGAAGAAAUGAAUGUGUGCGACAAUCUUGGUGAUCAUCUUGUUGGCAAUGUUUACAUUAAAUAUCGUCGUGAAGAAGAUGCCGAGAAAGCAUGCAAGGUGUUGAACACCAGAUGGUAUGAUGGUAUGUACUCAUUGUUCUGUAUUUAUAUGACUUUAAUUAACAACCUAUCCAUUGAAGGAGUUGAUUAUUAUUUCACAUGUUAAAUGUUAAGUUCCACAAGUACUGUACGUCAGGUAUAGAUAUCUGCCUUGCAUGUUUCUUCUCCAGUAAAAUAUUUUGUACCUGGUCCACUUGCAGUUCGUAUUUUAUUAUUUGUGUUUAGGUAAUUAUGUUUUUGCAUCGAUUUGUUUGUUUGUGUGUUUGCUGUCAGCAUGAAGGAUAACCGAAAAACCAUCAAACAGUUUAAUGCAAGCAUUUGUGGAGCUAUUAAUGGCCGUUUGGCCAAGGUCAAAUAUAAUGACAGUUGGAUGAGAAUUUUGUUUUUCCUUUCCUUUCUAUAUUUAUUAACAUUUAUACACAAAUAUAAUUACGCCUUAAAACUAUAGGCAGUCCAAAUAUCUAAGGACGAAAGCGGAAUGUUCUUUCGUCAAAAUCCAACAUCUGAGUUUUUCGAGUUUUCCCAAUUUUAUUUCCACGAGUGUUGAUAUAACUAUAUAUCAAUACGGAAAAAAUGUUUUAUAUUUGUUUUAUAAUAAAGCACAAAGAAAUAUAAAGAAAGAAAUUUUCCAACGUUUCCGUGUUGACAUUGAGUUAUUUCAACACGGCUCUUAGCCAAUCAGCGUUCAGAAUUUACAAAUGCUAUAUUAUAAAUGGGGAUACACAACUUUACAUGCAUGCAUGUAUUGAAGAGUUCACCUACAUUGGGGGCCUGUCAUAGUCGUAUGCAUGAGCGACUGCAUAACGGUAAUUCGCGUGCAUUUGCAACCAAACAGAAAAUAACCGAAACACAACUGUGCGGUUUCCUCUUAGAGUCGUUUAAGUGCAAAAAUAUAUUAGACAGAUAUUUCAAGGCAAAUUGUAAUUGCCAGUUAGUCUACAAAUAGUACACCGGUAUAUGCAGUGACAUUGUCAGUUGUUAGUAUCAACUAUGCAAUCCAAUGGCAGUAUUAUAGCCAGUAGUUGAAAUAUUUCCACUUCCUGAUACAUUGCCCCUAUUCAUAUAAAGAAUAUUGCGGAUUUGCGAUGUGCAUGUAUGAAUUCCCUUGUGACCUGAUUACUGAUCUACAUAACAUCAACUAAUAAACUGUAUACAUGAUGUCAUCAGUCACACUUCAUUCUAUAUCUGAGAAGAGCGCGAGGAACCCAUCUUCUCUUCGACUCUUGCCACGAGAAAUAUUUGCGUAUAUGAGUAUACUGAACUAUUCACCACGAUCGAUCGAGCUAUAAGUUUGAAAGACCCACAUUAACAUGAUGCACAAAAGACAUGCAUGUAUCAACAUUCAAUUUAUUCCAGAUUUAGUUCCAUUCAGUCACAACCAAUAACAACAAGUAUUUUGCCUAAACAUGCAAAUUCAACUAGCGGAGUAGUAUAGUAGGUGGUUUUCAACCCCCUUUUUCAGGGCAGCGCAUCAUUAAAAAUUCAGGGCGGCGCAUCAUUAGCAUAAUCUUCAUAACUCGUCAUAAACUCUAGCACUCUUCCAGGAUUUACUUGUCUGGCAAGCAUAGAAAUUUGCUGUUUAUCUCUUGGUGACUUGAACAACACGAUAUAAUGAGCGUUAAGGCUGAUAUUUCUCAUUUCUUUGCCCUGAUGAAAUAUGUUUUGGACAAUAUAGAUGAUAGACAAAUUUCGAUGAUGGCUUCCUUUGGUAAAAAGAUCAGAAAUGCGUUUAUCUUUACCAGAUUGAGCCAUAAGGUCGUCCAAUCCGAUCAAAUUCCUUUGUGAUACGUCCAAGUAAUCUGCGUUGUCGAUGUCGUCGGGGAUGCCUUGAUUAAACUGGAUUCCAGGCAUCGUUCUCAUAUCAAAAUAAGAUGGUUGCCAUUGACCAUAACACCAGAUGAUACGUUGAGGAGGUGGACUUAUAGUUUUCUGUGAAUUCUCCAAAAGAGUUUUCAACCACACAGUCUUGCCGCUUUGUGUACACCCAGCUACGAUGCACGUGAAAGGAUGUUGCAUGACUGUAACGCCAUUUACCGUAAGAGUUUGUUGCCCAAGAUUACGAUUUCCAUAUGCAUGGACAACCUUCUUGUGGCGAAGGAGAUUACUCGCAUUUGCAAACGUUUUACCGCAGAUGUCGCAUUCAUUACUUCUCAAGAGUCAGAGUAAAAUGAUUUUUGUCUGGCAAGCAUAGAAAUUUGCUGUUUAUCUCUUGGUGACUUGAACAACACGAUAUAAUGAGCGUUAAGGCUGAUAUUUCUCAUUUCUUUGCCCUGAUGAAAUAUGUUUUGGACAAUAUAGAUGAUAGACAAAUUUCGAUGAUGGCUUCCUUUGGUAAAAAGAUCAGAAAUGCGUUUAUCUUUACCAGAUUGAGCCAUAAGGUCGUCCAAUCCGAUCAAAUUCCUUUGUGAUACGUCCAAGUAAUCUGCGUUGUCGAUGUCGUCGGGGAUGCCUUGAUUAAACUGGAUUCCAGGCAUCGUUCUCAUAUCAAAAUAAGAUGGUUGCCAUUGACCAUAACACCAGAUGAUACGUUGAGGAGGUGGACUUAUAGUUUUCUGUGAAUUCUCCAAAAGAGUUUUCAACCACACAGUCUUGCCGCUUUGUGUACACCCAGCUACGAUGCACGUGAAAGGAUGUUGCAUGACUGUAACGCCAUUUACCGUAAGAGUUUGUUGCCCAAGAUUACGAUUUCCAUAUGCAUGGACAACCUUCUUGUGGCGAAGGAGAUUACUCGCAUUUGCAAACGUUUUACCGCAGAUGUCGCAUUCAUUACUUCUCAAGAGUCAGAGUAAAAUGAUUUAAAGCAAGGGUGAAGAGGUAUUUUUAUUCCGUUUGCUAUUGUCGUAACAUUAAGACUAUGGUGAUGAUUAAGACUAUUGUCAUGACUAUUAAGACUAUAGUCAUGACUAUUAAGACUAUGGUGAUGAUUAAGACUAUUGUCAUUUUAAUUUAAUUUUUAAUUUAAUUUUUAAUUUAAUCAAAUUUGAAAUGAACAUUAGAAAAGACUAUUAAGACCAUAGUAAAGAAUAUUAAGACUAUAGUCAUGACUAUUAAGACUAUGGUGAAGACCAUUAAAACUAUAGUCAUGACUAUUAAGACUAUAGUCAUGACUAUUAAGACUAUGGUGAUGAUUAAGACUAUUGUCAUGACUAUUAAGACUAUAGUCAUGACUAUUAAGACUAUGGUGAUGAUUAAGACUAUUGUCAUUUUAAUUUAAUUUUUAAUUUAAUUUUUAAUUUAAUCAAAUUUGAAAUGAACAUUAUAAUAUUUACAAAUUAUGAAUGUCAUUUGCGGUCGGUUUAAAACAGAAUUCAAGAUUCCAUAAUACUUAAACCGCCAAUAGUCGAUAUUAGUUAAAUACUAAAUGAAUUAAGAAACUAUGCAUAUAUAAUAUUACAAGUCUAUGGAAAUACUGAAAAACUAAGUUACAUCACACAAUGCUUUAAAUUUAUCAUAAUAUGUCGAGAUUAAACUACGUCGAAAUACAGAGAGCCUAUCUGACUCUCUUAUUCCAAGUGGUAAAUCAUUCCACAGUCGACAUAUUCGGACGAAAUAACUAUUUUUAAAUGCCUCUGUUCUGCUAAAUGGGACAUUUAAAGUUAAAUAGUCAAUGCCUCUGAGUGGCCUAGUGCAAGAACGAAAGGAUAUGUACUGAAAGGUAUCGAUAUUAUACAUACCCUUAAAACACUUAUAGAAAAAUACAAGAUCACUAAUUUCUCUCCGAUACACAAGAGGAAUAAAAUUCAAUUUAACAAGCCGGUCAUUGUAAUUAAAAUCUCUGCCUACAAUAAACCUGGUGGCUUUUCGUUGAACCUGUUCAAUUGAUAUAAUAUUUAUCUUGGUAUGAGGAGACCAAACAGGACUGGCAUACUCCAAACGUGAUCUAACCCAAGUUAUAAACAAUUCUCUUUUUACGCUAAUAUCACUUAUAUCCUUACAGGCACGGUAUAAAAGAUUUAACAUUUUAUGAGCCUUGGAAGUAAUACAAUCAACAUGGCUAUUCCAGCUUAGAUUAUAUGUUACGAGAACACCGAGAUCUUUUUCGGCAGGAACUCGUUCCAAUUUCUUACCGCCUGAAAAUAAUCUAUAUUAUAUGGUUUCUUAAUACGCGGAAUUCUUAAAACCUUACACUUAGCAUAAUUAAAUUCCAUUCCCCAGGUAUGAGCCCAAUCUAACACAUUAUUCAAAUCAUCCUGCAAUCUAAUACCAUCUUCCUGUCCCAAAAUCAAACGGAAACACUUUGAAUCAUCGGCAAAAAGUGGGAGGCUUGUUUUCUCCGAUAUGCAAUUAGGCAUAUCGUUAAUAUAAAUAAGGAACAACAAAGGCCCCAAAAUUGAUCCCUGUGGCACCCCCGAGGUCACUGGUAAAUAUUCAGAUUGCUCACCAUUAAUUACUACUCUAUGUUUUCUUCCUGUCAAGUAAGAUCUAAACCAAGAUAGUAAAGAUCCCCUAAUACCUAAUGAUUCAAGUUUGUGCAAGAGUUUGACAUGUGGAACUUUAUCAAAGGCUUUUGAAAAAUCUAGAUAUAUAACAUCAAUUUGGCGUUUAUUCUCAAGUGCUUCACCAAAUUGAUGUACUACCUCUAUUAACUGACAAACAGUAGACCUUCCCGGAAGAAACCCAUACUGCCACUUGGAUAGAUAAUGUUCUAUAACACCAAACAUCCCAUUAUACACUUGCCUCUCCAACAACUUAGACAAUAUAUCAAGAAGAGAUAUUCCUCUGUAAUUGGGUACCACUGACCUAGAUUUAUGAAUUGGAACCAAGUCAGUUUCCUUCCACUUAUUGGGAAAAGUGGCAUUUCUCAAUGACAUAUUAAAUAAUUUGCAUAGAAAGGGCGAUAAUUCGUCAGCACAUUCACGCAAUACUUUAGAAGGCAAUCCUAAUGAUGCCUUGUUAAUAUCGAGUAAUUUAAGCUCUCUACAAACAGCAUUGCUAUCAAUCACAAGUUCGGAUAAUUCAUGUUCAACAUUAUAACUAAGCUCAGGUAAUUGUAUUAAAUUGGUAGAGUCAGAAGGAUUGAACACUGAGUGAAAAAAGGCAUUCAAUAAAUUAGCUUGAUCUUUUGACUUAGAUGCCUGAACUAAUCCAUAUGACACUUUUCCAGGAAUUCUGUUAGAUUUGGUAAUUGUUUUGUAAUAAGACCAGAAUUUUUUUGGAUUGGUUUUUAAAGAAUGACCUAAUUCAUCUAAAUAAUUGCGUUUGUUAAAUUUAAUUAGCUUCUUAACAUGAUGCCUAAUAUUUCUAAAUUUUUCCCACUGAUAUGGAGAAUCAAUCAACUUAGCCUUGCGCCUAACUCUAUUCUUCUUCCUGAUCAAAUGCAUUACUUCAGCAUCUAUCCAUGGAGGUCUAUUCGAAUCUCUUAUUAUGAUUUUGGGAACAUAUUCAUCAAUGCAUGUAAGGACUAGGUCCUGCCAGCAGACAAGACUACUUUCAAUAUCGUCUUCAAACAUUGCGGUUUCCCAUGGGAUACAUUGUAAUGCUAAUUUAAGACCUUCUAAAUCCGCCUUUUUAAAAUUGUAAACAUUACGACUAAUUUUUUUUACGCGUUGAACUUUUGUAAGUAUUUCAAAGCUAACUACUGAAUGAUCAGAAGUCACAAGAUCUGCCUCUACUUUAAUGUUGCAAAUGUCAUCGGGAUGAUUACUGAAAACCAGGUCUAAAGUCGACUGCCAUUACUCUUCCUAGUUGGUUCGCAAACUACUUGGGUAAGAAAAUUUAGUUGUAUAAGGUCACAAAAUCUAUUCCCAUUGGCAGAAUUUGUGAUGUUGACGACAGUGUUCCAAUUUAUAUGUGGCAUAUUAAAGUCACCGAUUAUGCAAAUUCUGUUCGAAGCUUCUCGUAAGUUGUUUAAUAGAAUAUCAAAAUGGUCGAAAAACAAAUUGCAAUCAGGAGGCACACACUGUAAAUUUCCUUCGAUUCAAAGGAUAAAGUUCAAACACAAGAAUCUCUGAAUCCGUCGGUUCAAGAUCAAUUCUCCUAUACGAGAGAAUAUCAGCUUUAACGGCGAGUAAAACACCACCCCCUCUGCGGUUAUUAGCUCUAUCCUUCCUAUAGAUUGUAUAGUUAUCGGAGGGCAAUAUUUCCUCGUUAUAAUAAUCUGCUCGUAGCCAUGUCUCAGUUACGCCAAUAAUAUCCAAGUUAUUGCCAUAAACCAGACCGUGAAACUCAUCAAUCUUGUUGCAUGUAGAACGACAAUUAACAAGACUACACUGAAGCUUGUUAUGCAAGGACGUUCCAGAUGAUCGAACACGAGAGACGCUUGCAAAAUCAGGUCGAACCGUUGUAGUUAUAUUAGGGCCAGGAUUAGGAUGGAUAUCCAUGCUCAAUAAUAUAGACUUCUUCAAUGGAUUAAAUGUUGCAGUCGAGUUCGAAUAAUACGCAACUCUUCUCUGUAAAAACUUUUUAUCGUUAGAUGACAUUCGAAGCAACUCCUGGUGAACAGAUAGAACGCCAUGUGCUACACACAAAUCCGAGCUACGAUCAAAUAUAAAUAUAUUCACUAACGUUAGCAGCACUAAAAAUGCCGCUAACGGUCUUCACUAAUAAACGUAAAUGACCAUUGACAUUAAAUUCAGAAUGCUCAUUGAUUAUAAUGAGAAGAACUAGAUAAAAGUAACUCAAAUAGUCACAGCGAUUUUUUACAUGACCGCCCGCCAUCUUGGCAACUCACGCAUCGACUAUUGACUAUAAUAAGACUAUAGUCAUGACUAUUAAGACUAUAGUCAUAACUAUGAAGACUAUAGUAAAGCCUAUGAAGACUAUAGUCAUAACUAUGAAGACUAUAGUCAUAACUAUGAAGACUAUAGUAAAGACUAUGAAGACUAUAGUAAAGAUUAUUAAGACUAUAGUAAAGACUAUUAAGACUAUUGUCAUGACUAUUAAGACUAUUGUCAUGACUAUUAAGACUAUUGAUUCAUAGUCAUGACUAUAGUCUUAAUAGGCAUGACUACAGUCUUAAUAGUCUUUACUAUAGUCUUCAUAGUUAUGACUAUAGUCUUUACUAUAGUCUUCAUAGUUAUGACUAUAGUCUUUAUAGUCAUGACUAUAGUCUUAGUAGUCAUAACAAUAGUCUUAAUAGUCAUCACCAUAGUCUUAAUAGUCAUGACUAUAGUCUUAAUAGUCAUGACUAUAGUCUUAAUGUCUUCACCAUAGUCUUAAUAGUCAUGACUAUAGUCUUAGUAGUCAUGACUAUAGUCUUAAUAGUCUUUACUAUGGUCUUAAUAGUCUUUUCUAUAGUCUUCAUAGUCAUGACUAUAGUCUUAAUAGUCAUGCCUAUAGUCUUAAUAGUCAUGAUAAUAGUCUUAAUAGUCAUCACCACAGUCUUCAUAGUCAUGACAAUAGCCAACGGAAUAAAUAUACCUCUUCACCCUUGCUUUAAAUAAUUUUACUCUGACUCUUGAGAAGUAAACAUGUCUUAUGAAUGCGACAUCUGCGAUAAAACGUUUGCAAAUGCGAGUAAUCUCCUUCGCCACAAGAAGAUUGUCCAUGCAUAUGGAAAUCGUAAUCUUGGGCAACAAACUCUUACGGUGAAUGGAGUUACAGUCAUGCAACAUCCUUUCACGUGCACAAGAAGGUUGUCCAUGCAUAUGGAAAUCGUAAUCUUGGGCAACAAACUCCUACGGUGAAUGGCGUUACAGUCAUGCAACAUCCUUUCACGUGCAUCGUAGCUGGGUGUACACAAAGCGGCAAGACUGUGUGGUUGAAAACUCUUUUGGAGAAUUCACAGAAAACUAUAAGUCCACCUCCUCAACGUAUCAUCUGGUGUUAUGGUCAAUGGCAACCAUCUUAUUUUGAUAUGAUGAGAACGAUGCCUGGAAUCGAGUUUAAUCAAGGCAUCCCCGAAGACAUCGACAACGCAGAUUACUUGGACGUAUCGCAACGGAAUUUGAUCGGAUUGGACGACCUUAUGGCUCAAUCUGGUAAAGAUAAACGUAUUUCUGAUCUUUUUACCAAAGGAAGCCAUCAUCGAAAUUUGUCUAUCAUCUAUAUUGUCCAAAACAUAUUUCAUCAGGGCAAAGAAAUGAGAAAUAUCAGCCUUAACGCUCAUUUAUAUAUUGUGUUGUUCAAGUCACCAAGAGAUAAACAGCAAAUUUCUAUGCUUGCCAGACAAGUAAAUCCUGGAAGAGUGCUAGAGUUGAUGAGGAGUUAUGAAGAUUAUGCUAAUGAUGAUGCGCCGCCCUGAAUUUUUAAUGAUGCGCCGCCCUGAAUUUUUAAUGAUGCGCCGCCCUGCGCUGCCUUUCGCCGCCCUGAAAACCACCUACUAUACUACUUAGCGGCAACCAGUAGAAAUCAGCAAUUUUGCUUAUGCCUACUUAUGAUAAUGAUAUUAAUGAGGCUGUCAACUAAUAAACCACGGAAGUUUCUUUAUAGUAGCAGAUCUAAAUAACAGUUUGGAUGGAAUGUUUAUAUCUAAAGUGUUCCACCAUUCAAUCGCCCUGGACCUAAAUGAUAUAGCAAAAAACGUUGAUCUCUUAAACUUAGGUUUCUCUAGUGCACCUUUCGCACCAGACCUUAUUGCAAACCUUGUGUUAUAUGAAUGCGAUUUUUUUAACGGCUGAAAGCAUUGAUGAAUUCUAAGUUCUAACUGGUUCACCAGAGUUCAUUUUUCUAUUUGCCACAAGCAUGGUCCUAAUAUAUAUUCUGUGCUUCAGCGACAGCCAACCAAUUCCUUGAGGAACAAACGUACGAAAUCUAUGAGCAAUCUUUAAGUAAUAGUUCGCAAUGCGGUUUCCAGCUGAGGUUCAAUCUUCUUCAAUGUUACUCCCAAAAGAGGAACAUUAUCAAGUUGUUGUAGUUUAUCUUUAAAUUCAAUGGUUCGGCAUUUUUGAUUUUCUGACGACUUCCAAUAAGAAUACAUUUUGUUUUCCAGGCAUUCAAGAUUAAAUGAUUUUGUGAGACCCAUUCCUCAAUACUUCGCAUAAUACUUGCAUAAUAUAAUUAUUCUGUAAUAUUUUUUACAUGGAACUGGCUGCAAUAAAGUUUAUGUUAUACAAGACACUGUUUAUCCCCGAGCCGGCGGCGCGAAGCGCCGUGCGAGGGUACUAAUUCCCCCCGGCUAUUUACACCCGGAGAAACGAAAGCAUUAGGGAAGUCUGAAGUUCAUCAAUGAGCGCGGGCGUCGGUCACCAACGAUGGGUGGUCAUCCUCACUGAUCUCAAAAAAUAUGGCGGACUGUCAUUAAAAGCGGACACUGAUUGGUCCAAUUUAAAGUUUGCAUUAUAACGGCUGCAUGACGACAGCGAAAUAGCAAACAUUUGACAUUUCUUGAUUUGAUGAGUUGAUGAUUGACAAAUUUCUUGCAAAUAUUCUUCAUUUUUGCUCGUAUUUCUGCAAGAUUUUGUAAAUUUCAAGAAAGAAAGGGCGAAAGAAUCAGCUAAAAGAAGGGAGCCGACGUUAACAAAGGUAAGUUUGUUUUAAAUAUUGAUUUUAUAAUGGCUUUAAAACCCGACGGCCUUUGCGUAUAUGAAACAACUAAACAAGACAGCAUAUAAUUUCAGUGUAUCUUUAAUAUUGAUUCCCUUUUUUAUUAUAUUGAAUUUUUUAAAUAAAAAUAAAGCAAAGUUAUUUGCAAGCGAGAAUUUGAAAUCAUUUUAUUGCAAAACUCAAAGUUUAUCGAUAAAGCCAUUUAAUAGUUAAAGGCAGUUUAGUUUUAUAAAGAACACUUUAAAACGUUUUGUGAAUUGUUUGUGGUUGAAUUUUACCUUAAAUUGAAGCUUGUAUUACGUAUAAUUACAUACCUAACAUAAAUAUGUUGGGAAAUUGAUAAUUUUGUAAUUAAAAUUGAUAUUUUUAGGCGAUUUUUCAUUUGUAUUAAGAAUAUUCUUAAAAAAUUAUCGUGUUACCAUGACAACUACUUCAGAUACUUCAUGUUCGUAAAAUACAACGGUUUUGUCAGCAAUGCGAGGGUUUCUGCAUGCAUGUAUUUUCUAGUUGUUAACUUUCAAUUCCAGUAAUCUCACAAACCCGAUUAUCUACACCUACUGUAUAUACUUACAAAUUUCGGAUACGGAGUAACUUUAGUCUAUAUUUUUAUUUAGGCCAGGCAAUAUAUUCCGAGCUUUCUCCUGUAACUGAUUUCAGAGAAGCCUGUUGCAGACAGUAUGAAAUGGGGUAGGUUUAUGUUAAUGGCACUUCGGUCCCGUAGUCAUCAGGUCAAAGGCCUUUCAUCUUUGAGAUCAUGCAUGGGCUCGAUUCUCGCUACGUCUGUCGUGUUAUUGAUUUUUCGGUCAGUCGAUGUAUCAGUUGGUGCGAAUGGUUAACUAGGUAUGCUUUGCAUGCUGAAUUUAUAUAUUUUGUUUUAUAUUGUAGAGAGUGUACGCGUGGUGGAUUUUGUAAUUUCAUGCAUAUGAGGCCCAUAUCGCGUGAGCUUAGGUAAGUAAUCUGUUUUAUUAUAUGGCAAGCAUUUGUUUUGAUGAAUCGCGCAAUUUGAUUGGCUGCUGACGAGGCAGGAUUUUCCCGUAUUGCCCACGGGCAAUACGCAAUUUUUAUUGCCCUGUGACGAGAGCCGAGUUUCAAACGGCAAAAAGUGUCUAAAAGUUUUUCAAACUAUUCAAAACGAAGAAAAAUAAACCUAAAAUAAAGAAAAGAAGCAACUCCUGUGGUUAGAGAACUUUCUCAAUACGUUUUUGUUAGCGAAAGUCGAAAUUACAAGAUAAAUUUUACAAUGUUUAUAACUAUAUUAAAGCAGUCAGGAAUAGUUGUGUUUUGACUAUGUAAAGAACUGCAAGCAAAUUUUAUUUGCAGAUAGCCAGGAGGAAUUUGACACCAUCCUAAAUAAAAAAUACAACUAAAGCAGCCACAGAUUUAUAAUUUUUUCCCUGAAAAUUUAUGUUUUUGUCAGAUAAAAAGAGACGUAAAUAUGAGAUGAGGCGAACUAAAAACAUACUUGUCCAUACUGUUUAUUAAUUUUAUUGUUUUCAUAUUUGUUUAAUUGUCUUUGAUGAAAUGACGAAAUACCUCGUAUUUUUCUUGGAAUACUAUCCAAACUAUGUUAGUAUUCUAUAUAAAAAGUGCUGUAGUGUAUAGAGUAGUUUUACUAACCAAGAGAACAUUUUUUACAAUUGUUUUUUUUUUUUGCAAAUGUUUCGGACUUUGUACUUUGCCCUCGCGUGAUCUUUUUUCCCAUUUUUUACAAACGUACAAUGCCAUAUACUAAAAAAACUUACUGACCUCAACCGUUCGGGCAGUACGGAAAAAUAUCCAACCUCGGUCUUGCUGUAUUGACCUCGCUAUCGCUCUGUCAAUACAGCAAGACCUCGGUUGAAUAUUUUCGCGUACUGCCCUCACUCUCGGUUAGUAAGUUAUUAGUAUUUCUACUCCUUAUUGAAUGAAAGUGAAUUCAAAUUAAAUUUGAGAGAAUCGUUGCUACCCAAUUCACAACAUUAGAUAGCUCGCAUGCCUUGUUACUGUUGGUCUAGUUUAGAGAAACAUGGAAUAGAGCAAAUGUAACUAAGCAUUAGAAUUAUGUAUAAGAGUUAUUCAUAAUACUGAAUUACCUUUGUUCUGUUCUAUGCUUCUGUAAACUGGAACAAUAGUAACUAGGCAUGUGAGUUAUCUAGUGCUGUGGAGGCUAUUCUUCCUUUUUCUUCCUUAAAAAUGCUGGACCUUGACGCCAGAUUUUCAGUUUUUGUUCGUCCGUUGGUUUGGUGCCUCGAGAAGCAUAAUCUGCUGGGAUUAAUCUAUUGGAUUUUACAUAGUUUCAUCGAGAUGGUUCUGAUCCUCCUCCGAUGAUUGCAACACUGUUCGCGACGAAUUUCCUGAAUCUUUUCUUCUCUUUGUGAAUACAGCUUAGAACAUUAUAAGAAAUAGGUUUCAUCCAUACGUAGUCUUCCAUCCAAUUCCUUCUUGAUGAGCUCAUUCAUCGUAACGGCUAAAAUUGCAGCUGCUUGCUGCAACUUCGGUAUGGUGAUUCCUGCUCUUAGAGGCUUAAGUCUGGACUUGCUCAGCACAAGGCUACAAUGAAUUUGUCCCUUGUCAUUAAUAAAACGUAGGUAACAAAACCAUACCAUAAUCAUUAUUCUCAGAGACAUCCGAGAAAUGGUGGAUCUCUAUCUGAACAAUAUUGCCAAACUGAGGUUUGAAGCAACGUGGGAUUCCAUGAUUCUCCACAACAGCUAAAGAAGUUUUCCACUCUUCCCAUCUGAGUGCCAGCUCGGCUGGAAGCUCGUCAUCCCAGGAAUACUUCAAUUUGCAAAGUUUCUGAUUGAUUUCUUUGCCUGGUAAUACUAAUGGAUCGUAGAUAGAGGCAAUCGAGGAACGGGGACUCCCUUUCGAUUUCCAAGAUACUGCUUUUUAUUACUCACUAACUUUAACUCAUCUUCUUGUCACUAACUUUAAAGUCGUUAACUUUAACACAUCGUGAACUCCUAUAGCUUUAUCCGUCGAAGUCCAUAUCUAAAUCUUUGACAGUUGGCGAACGUUAAUUGUGUUGAAACGCUAACACUACCUUUUGACCGUCCGAGAUCCAUUUGGUCAAGUGGAAGCCGCCUUUUUCACGAAGUUGCUGCAGUUUUUUUCGUAAUGCACGGCAAUAGCACGAAGAAUUAACAUUAGCGAAGCUUCAAAUGACUAUGCCAGUAACACCACGUUACUGAGAAGAUCAUACUUUACUGUAUUCCCAUGUUGGACACGGUUGACAAAACAAGUGCCAAGAUUACUCAGUGUCCUUUGCGCAUCUACUAAGCGCCUAAAGAAUCCAUUAAAAGAGGAUGUGUCGGCUUUCUUUAGUUGCAUCUGCGUCAAUCUUCUGACAUAUGCUUCUGCCACCGUAUAAGGUUGACCGACUUGCUGUUUGAUAGUUCUCCAAGCUGCAUCAUAUCUCGUAGGAACAGGAAGGUUCACACAGCUUCUGGUAGCUUCUUUGGCUUUCCCUAAACAUUAUUGCGCCAGCAAUCUUGUAAAUCUGUGGGAAUCAUUAUGAACUUGACUUCGAAAUUAUCUUCCAGAUUAGUGACGAACGCGAAAAUUCUAGUGGAUCACCAGCGGAGAUAAUUUAGGUCGAUCCUCGGUAAUGUUGGCCCCUGCCUGAUAACAUCCGCGAUCAUCAUGCACCCAUGUCAUCGCGCUGUGGAUAUCGCACUUGUCGACCAUUAAACUCAGCAGCUUCCACAUGCAAUCGUGAAAUUGAUGCUGGUUGGCUCCUCAUUGGAACACGUGGAUGCUGGCUUCGUACUGGGAUGUGUGGGUACGGGCUUCUCACUGUAACAUUUGGAACACCUGAAGUUAAUCUAAAUUCACGACCACGACAGCUUUUCUGUAAACUUAUCGUGACUAAAUAAAUGCUUAUUAUUAUUAUGGCAGGGUGCGAUGAUUCAAGAAUUUUACCUGACUGGUACUGUAUGUCAAUAUAGAGGUUAAGAUUCACGUUUAUGGCUGACCGGUAACCGCAAACGGCAAACUUCAAGCCGUAUUUUGAGGUCAACUGUUAGCUGUUCGAAGUUAGGAUAAUUUGUGCAUUUAAAUUGAAGAAUGAAUUGACUAAAAACCUGUCGAAACCUUCGGCGCGCACGUGAACUAGUACAAACUCAAUACUCAAAGUAUACCUACUGAUAUACUCUUCCAAAUAAAGUACAAGUUUCUGAAAGGUAUUCAAACUACGAGUUAGAAGAAGAAGCACAAUUGCACACACAAACAAUCGGCCCCAACAUUCCUUAUAUCAUACACAUAUACCAACUAAGUUACGGUAUUGGAUACCUUGAGAUGGGAAAGGUCAUAUGGUACCAGCAAAAAGUAAGAAGUACUGUACGCAGAUAGCAAAAGUACCGCCUACGUGGUACGUGGCUGAAAACAAGGGAGUACCAGAACAUAAUAUUGGCGUACCUUCGGUGGGCAAGUACGCGAAAUAUCGCACCCUGAAUUGGCUGACUGGAACACCAAUCGGGUUAUGUGGAAAGGGAUUCAUUGUUGGAACACCUGGACCACAAACUGGAACUUGCGGAGAGGGAUAGCAGACUCCAUGGAACACAAACGUUAUCCAAAUUUGUUUACUCAGCAGUUUUAAAAUGCAGGUCAUGAGCAAUCUAAUUAUUGUGCACGUUUAUCUGCUUCACAAAGCUUCUUCGCAAAGCUUUUCAUCCGUGACCCAAAUCAGCACUAAAGUAAAAAUAACAACAGUAUCUCUGUAUAUGUAUAGUAUGCAUUGACGAUAAUCUGGAUUGAGAACUUACUGUAGCUCUUCAAGACAUCUUGUCAGCAAUGCCCGUCGAUUGUUGGUAUUGUGACACAUUCACACAUUUUUCAUGGCCAGAAAUACGAUUUUAAAAAUAUGUUUGUAUAAUUUUUGUAGACGCGAACUUUAUGGUCGAGUGCGAAGAAACAAAAGGUGAGACAAUGUAAAAUAUUUCCAGAGGUUGAGAUUUCAAUCUUUGAUGGUGGAUAUGAGUGUAGGAAUACUAUACAUAUAAAAUUUUGCUAUAAUCUAGUCGAGGUCGAUUGCGAACAAAAUUAUAUAAAGUUCCCCAAACAACCAAACAAUGAUAUAACAUUUGUCAACACGGACGUUAGAUUGCCGAGGGGGGACUGGAUUAAAAACUGGGUUAGUGUCAGUUCGUGGUAAUCUUCAACACGUAUGACAAAACAUAAGAUUUUUAAAGUUUUCACUUCCAUACACCAGCGCUAGGAUGCAAAAUGCCGCCAAAAUUAGUUAAAACCAAUUUUCGGGUGACGUCCGUGUUGUAGGAAUGUUCGGUAUGAGAAAUUUCCGAUAUCGGUAUACCGAAAAAAUUAUAUACCAAUAUUAUCGCUAUACCGGUUUUCCUUUGAUAAUUAUAAAGGAAAAUUCUUUAAUGGAAAUUUGAAGGAAAUUUUGAGUAAUUCUAAAAGGGAAAACGAUAAUUUCGAAGCUGUUUCGAACAUGCUUCGAACGACGUUCACGUACUCAGUGGAAAUUCUAAAUCAUUGCAGUAGAAAGUUCUUUGAAUUGCCAUUCAGUAGUAAAAUAAAGGUUACGGUUUCGCCAUAUAGUUGGUAAAUUUAACACGAUAUGCCAAAAAAUUCCGGGAUAUUGGAAAUUUCGGUAUAUCGGUAUGGUUGAAUAUCCGGUAUCGAUAUACCGAUAUUGAUUUAAUACCGAUAUUUUCGGUAUGUCGGUAUACCGAACAGUCCUACCGUGUUGACAAAAACGUCACUUGCUUAAGCUCACUAAGGGCCUGUUCAUAUGAUCCCGCUUACCGGGACGUCUCGCUUACCGAUGAUCUCGCCGCCUAUCUAUUUUCCUAUAAAAUUUUGCAUUGUGUUCAUAUGGGAAAGCGAGCUGGCCCGCUUGCCGAGAUCUCGUUUGAAUUUGCCGAGAUCAUAGGUAGGCGGGAUGAAAAUUUUUCCAUAUGAACACGCCAGCCCGCUUACCGGGAUGAAGUGAAACAAGUCUUGCCGGUUUAAUUUAACACUUUUUACUUGGUUUUAUGUUUGUUUUGUAAACAAGUAUUAAAUAACCACCUGAAGCAAUACUUUUUCUUGUAAAUAAACGAAGAAAAACACUAAAAUCGCCAAGUAUUUGUGUUGCUUGACUGAAAUGUAGAAGUUUUGCAUACGCUAAUUAUAGAACUACAAUGUAAUUUCAUCUCGGCAAGCGGGACGAAAUACUCCAUAUGAACGCACGGAAAUAUUCGUCUCGGUAAGCGAGACGUCCCGGUAAGCGGGAUCAUAUGAACAGGCCCUAAUAUUAUAGUGGAACAGAAGAGGCAGCAUUCAUAGUCAGAAACCGAAGCAAAGAUACUACACUAUAAUAGUAUAUUUUUUAUGAAUAUUUGUUUUUUAUAUCACUAUUAUAUGAUGUAUUUCUUGUAUAUUUCUAGGCCUGUUUAUCGUUCUCCAUCUCCUCCGUACAAGCGUCGUUCUACAUCUCCUCCAUACAAGCGUCGUUCCAAUUCUCGUUCCCCACCACCUAGAAGAAAAUCCAGAUCUCGCUCCCCUCGUCGUUAGAACUGACAUGGGACAUUUCCAAACUGCAUGAUGUUUAUUCUGGACCAACAACUUUCAUUUAGAUUCGUGACUGUUAUAAGUGUAUUGUAUAAUGGUAACCCGGUUCUUGCUUCCUAAAAACGUUUUUAGCUUUUAGUUACUGUGUGUGCUUAGCUUGUAGUGUUCCAUGACCAGUGCAUUAUUCGCUGAAGCGUAAUACGAUUUGCUUUUCAAACACGU
Molecule: messenger RNA, 27534 nt
Organism: Paramuricea clavata
Lineage: Eukaryota; Metazoa; Cnidaria; Anthozoa; Malacalcyonacea; Plexauridae
Source: the annotation of a GenBank genome assembly